AUGGGGAGCGCCAUUCUAGCCGGAGCUCCAAGUCACAGCAUUUCUCUCGUCAAGGUAGGCGCUAGGCCGAGUAGAAGCAAUCAGAGGUUUCGCGAGGCCGGGGGUGGAGAUUUUAGCUCUUCCCAUCGCCACGCUUGCGCUCGACCUAGAGCUUCUUCUUUCACUCCAAGCCUCGUCUCUCAAGCACCAAAUGCGAGAGUAAACAAAGAGGAGAGUGUAGAGAUUCUUCUUUUCAACACAAUGAGCAGGGAGAAGGAAGUGUUUCGGCCGAGAAUUCCUGGGAAGCUUAGCAUGUAUGUGUGUGGAGUCACUGCUUACGACUAUAGCCACAUUGGUCACGCCAGGGUCUACGUUUUCUUCGAUGUUCUUUACAGAUACUUUCCAUUCAUGGGAUACGAGGUAACGUACGUGCGGAACUUCACAGAUAUCGAUGACAAGAUUAUAAAACGAGCCAACGAUCUUGGAGAUGAUCCCAUCGAGUUAAGCAAUCGCUUUUGCGACGAGUUCCACCGGGACAUGGCUUCGCUACGAUGUCUAGCACCGUCACUGGAGCCUCGAGUCUCCAGAAACAUCGACCAGAUCAUUAAAAUGAUCUCGCAGAUCCUGGAGAAUGGAUAUGGAUACGUUCUUGACAAUGGCGACGUCUAUUUCUCUCUAGACAAGUUCGUGCCAGCGUUCCCGGAUUCCUAUGGUCGCUUGUCUGGCAGAAAACUCGAUGAUAAUCGUGCUGGCGAGCGGGUUGCUGUCGACGACAGAAAGCUGAAUCCAGGAGACUUCGUGCUCUGGAAGAGCUCUAAAGAUGGCGAGCCUUCUUGGGAGAGUCCAUGGGGAGCUGGGAGGCCGGGGUGGCAUAUCGAGUGUAGUGCCAUGAGCGGUGCUACACUGGGAAGCUCUUUCGACAUUCAUGGCGGAGGAAUGGAUCUAAUAUUUCCACACCACGAGAAUGAGAUUGUCCAGAGCCGGGCAGCGUGUCACGAGAGCAAUGUCACGUACUGGAUGCACAAUGGCUUUGUCACAGUGGACUCGGAGAAGAUGUCAAAGUCUCUUGGUAAUUUCUUCACGAUCCGCGAGGUUUUCGAGCUCUACCAUCCUCUGGCUCUAAGAUGGUUUCUACUUUGCACACACUAUCGAUCUCCGAUCAAUUAUUCGGAAUCCCAGCUACAGAACGCUUCGCAACGUCUCUUCUAUUUAUACCAGACUUUGUUUGAUGCAAAGAGAUGCGUCGAGGGUUCGCAAAAGGAAGAGAAAAGCUACGUGGUUUCACAGAAAGCUGCCGAGAUCGCGAAGGCUUUGAGACUGUCCCUGAGAUCGUCUCUAGCAGACGACUUAAACACGCCUGUGACAAUAGGAGCGCUCUCGGAGCCAUUGAAGCUGAUGAACGAGCUUCUACAUUCUAAAAAAGGUCGCAAAGAUAAGAGUCGUUACUCGUCUCUAGAUCUUCUUCGUCUGGAAGUGGAACAAGCGCUGGAAGUUUUGGGAUUUUCCGUGGCGGACUACUCACAGGUUCUAGAAGAGCUUCGAAGCAAGGCCUUGAAACGAGCUGGAUUGACAGAGGACGAGCUUCUACUCCAAAUUCACGAGCGAGCAGCCGCCAGAGCCUCCAAGGAUUUUGGAAAAUCAGACGAAAUCAGAGACAAGCUCUCGUCGCUGGGGAUCUCUCUCAUGGACGGAGGCGGGGAUGAAACGCUCUGGCGUCCCAGUGUGACAAGCGAAGAAUGUUUCUAGAUGAAGUAUCUGGCCGGAAUUUAAACUCCCCGUUGUGGCUAAUUAAAGUAUUUGUAGAAUAUUCUUUUAGGGCUUAAGAGAAAAGAGAGAAUGCAAGCGCUGCUCGUCCGCGUUGCGAGGACGACGACGGGGCAGCUAUGGGGGAAUGCGUCUCGCCGAUCGAAAUUUACCUUGAAUCACAGCGAAUCUGGCGGCGUGGAUGCGUUCUUUGAAGCGGGGCGAGGCCCCGAUCCAAAGAAGGGGGACUACUGUGGAAGGAGCUGGCGCACCGAGGAGUUGCGGAUUAAAUCGUGGGACGAUCUCCACAAGCUGUGGUAUGUUCUCUACAUCGAGAAGAACAUGCUCUUGUCCCAAGUUCUCAUGCUCAAGUCGCAAAACAUUAAAAUCGCUGCCAGGGACCGGAUUGACAAGGUGAAGCUGUCAAUGCAUAGACUCAAGCACGUCCUCUCCGAGAGAGCUCUCGCGGAAAAGGAUCGAAGAAAGAGGAACGUUCUCAAGAAGCUUGUCAAUGGCCGAUGAUCAAACCAGUGUUUUCGUCA
Molecule: messenger RNA, 2264 nt
Organism: Selaginella moellendorffii
Lineage: Eukaryota; Viridiplantae; Streptophyta; Lycopodiopsida; Selaginellales; Selaginellaceae
Product: cysteine--tRNA ligase, chloroplastic/mitochondrial
Exons: 11
Coding region: 1-1725 (574 amino acids)
Biological process (GO): cysteinyl-tRNA aminoacylation
Cellular component (GO): cytoplasm
Molecular function (GO): cysteine-tRNA ligase activity; ATP binding
Source: RefSeq, a predicted model, not a curated record